AUGACCCAGGCCAUCCAGCGCUGCCUCGUCAGCAAGGACCCUGACAUGGUGGGCGUGUUUGCCCAGCUGGUGACCGUCGAGGACCGGCGGCUGGCGGAGGUGGCGUCGGCCGCAUACAUGGGCGCGAUGCAGGUGGCCGCGGGCGUGCAGUCCAACGUGGUGGUUGUGAAGACCUACGAGUGCAUAUCUCGCCUGAGGGCGCUGCUGUCCUCCGGCAGCGGCGGCCCGGUGCCCUCCAUGCUGAGCUACUCGCUGAUACAGCCCUUCAGCCCCGAAGCGGAGGGCCGGGCGGGACGCAUCGAGCUGCAGGGGAUGAGCCCGCUGGCCAGGCGGCUGGCGGCGGAGGCGACGGAGGGCGCUGACGAGGCGCUGCCCAUGGUGCUGCCGCACACGCGCAUGCUGGUGGCGAUGCAGGACCGGGGCGCCCAGGCGCCUCGGGGCCUGGACCUGGCUGCCACCCAGUGGCCCCCGGGCUGCCUGGGCUUUGUGGUCAAUCUGCUGCGGCCCGCGGUGGCGGGGCACCGUCGCACGGUCAUGUACGCACAGCUGGGGCGCUCUCUGAUGUUUGAGACCAUGGAGCAGGGCGCCAGGUACCGCCAGAUGGUCACACAGGUCCUGCGCACCAGCGUGCCGGACAUCUUCACGCUGUGCGGCCAGAAGAUCAGCGGGCGCGGCGUGGUGGUGGGCAGCAGCUUCAGGGUGCCGCCGCUGGAGGAGACCCACUUCAGGUUUGGGGGCCGAGGCGGCGGCGCAGGCGGCGGUGGGGGCCAGGCCGGCGGUCUGUCGCCGCAGCAGGACGAAGUGUGGCAGGCAAUGGUGGCGGCGCUUGAGCAGAAGGAGGCAGCAGACGCGGCCGCGGAUGAGGAGGAGCGGCGCGGCGGCGAUGGCAGGGACGGCGGCGGUGGCGGCGGCGGUGGUGGUGACGCAGCGGAGGAGGGUGAGGGCGAAGGGGCGCUGAGGCAGCGGUUGUCGGAACUGCAGGAACGGAUCAGGCAGCAGCAAACACAGCAGCAGCGGGGCGGCGGCGGCGGCGGCGGCGAUGGCAAGGGCCGUGGCGGCAAGCGUGGCGGCGCAGACGGCAAGGACCUGGGCGCCGCGACACGCGAUGACCUGGUGCUCACGCCUCAAGAGGCGGCCGAGUGGCUGCGCAAGGGCGUCGUGCUCGAGGAGAAGGUCGACGGCGCCAACCUCGGAAUCUCCUUCGAUGACGCCGGCAAGCCCCGCUGCCAGAAGCGCGGUCACUGGGUGACGCCCGCCAGCGAGGCGCAGUUUGCCAAGCUCGCGGGCUGGCUGCGGCAGCACAGGCCCGUGCUACACGCGGUGCUGGGGACCCGAUACGUGCUGUUUGGGGAGUGGCUGGCGGCGCGCCACACCAUGCCGUACGACUGCCUCCCCGACUGGUUCCUGGCCUUUGACGUUCUUGACAGCCACGCGCAGCGCUUCCUGUCCAGGCAAGCCGUCGCUGGCGGUCGAGGGAACGGGCAGCUCACACUUCAAGGGCAGCUGGAGGAGCGGCCAGCUGACAUCAGCCACAGCGGCGACGGCGCGCCUGCCAGGCUGGCAUGGGCGUUCGCGGGGCCAGACGCGCUGCAGUCAGUAGCGCGGCUGCUGACAGACUGCCGCACGCACUUGGUGCGCGGCGCCUGCAGUGGGCCCAGCACGUGCGACACGGCAGGCAAUUCAAUUUGGAAUCACGUGGAGGGCCUCUACCUGCGUGUUGAGGAGGGGCCGUGGCUCAUCGGUCGGGCCAAGCUGGUGCACCCCGCCUUCAAGCAGGCCAUCGAGAACAGCGGCGGCCACUGGACCAAGCGGCAGCUGGUCCUCAACCACGUGCGCCCAGAUGUAUGGGCAGCCGGCGAGAAGCUGACUGUUUGGCUGCCAGAGUCGUGGAUGGAGGGCGUGGCGUCGGUAGCGCCGGAGGCGGCGGCGGGGUCGCAGAAUGCAGAUGGCUGUGACAGCGCCCCACCGCAGCCACAGCAGGCUGGGGACAGCAUCCUGGUCUCGCAGCAGCAGCAGCAGCAGCAGCAGCAGCAGCAGCAGCAGCAGCAGCAGCAAUCACCACGGGCAGUGGGCGUGGUGGCAGCAGCUUGCCCAGAUACGACCAUCCCAGCCUUGCCGACAAAGACCAACCUGCCGGCAUGCCGCCUGAAGCUGUGCAAUGGCAAGUCCUUCAUUGGUCUCAUUGGCGAGGCAGUGGAUGCAGCUGCCAGGAAGCUGCUGGAGCUGCACCAUCCAGAGGUGCCAGAUGCUUUCGUGGCCAACAGGGUUAUGCGCGACGGCCCCCGCCACCACAUCACCCUGGUGUCCCCUCACGAGCUCAACUCCCUGGCGGCAGAGGGCGGCCUCCAGCCUUCUGACGUACUGGCCCUGCUGCAGCAGCAG
This is a messenger RNA of Monoraphidium neglectum, 2382 nucleotides long. RefSeq lists its product as hypothetical. Gene Ontology annotation, biological process: double-strand break repair. The annotation marks the transcript as partial. The record is from RefSeq and is a predicted model, not a curated record. The transcript is spliced from 13 exons. NCBI's taxonomy places the organism in Eukaryota, Viridiplantae, Chlorophyta, Chlorophyceae, Sphaeropleales, Selenastraceae.